CGUGAAUGUUGUUCGGGCGCAAUUUGUGGAGGCGCGACAAGACCUGCCGCAACUUCCUUUGCGACACUUUCUGCUCCACGACUGUGCGCAGCAAACUCCAGUUCAGAUGAUGAAUCACUUGCGAGAUGGAUCUUGUCGACGUGACUGCGAGCUGAUCGCGAAGGCUCGAAGAGAUUUGCUUCUUGUCCCAGGACCCGGAGUCCUUUGCACAGCAUGAGUCGCUCCUUCGCGAUCUACCACAAUCUACCACGGGAUGUGACGAUGAUUUAACACUGCUAUAGAGGAUGUCACUGUGAGAGGGGAAAAGCAGUACGAAAGUACGACUCUUGCAGUCCACGUACCUGAUCCAAGGCAGUGCUCAAUCUACGUCAUUCGCGGAUCAUCUUGCAUAACAAGCCGUGUUUCUCUCCAGCGAAGGGAACUCGUCUUUCUGCCAGACAUCGCUUUCUCCAGCACCCAGAGCAGGAUCCUCCCAGGCAUUGAGACAUCAAGAUGUCGACUGAUGAGAAAAACACCCGUGGACCUGCUGGAUCUGACGGCGCUCAAAAGCACAAGGAACCUACAUCUUCGAACAACAAAACUGCAAAAGAUCCGCAAGGAGACGUACCUAGCAAGGAAGAAGUCAACAAAGAGUCUUCAAAGGCAGCAAAAAAGGCUCUCGAGCUUCAGAAACACUCCAAGGAGCUCACACAAGCUGCCGCCGACGCAGGAGAUCCAGAAGAACGACAACGAUUGCUGGACGAAGCCCUCGCCAAAUCAAAAGAAGCCGAGUCAUUGGGAAAGACGGCAAAGUUCCUCAGUUCUGGUGGCUUCCAAGGCCUGCUCGCUGGUGGUGGUGUCGGCUCGAUCAUUGGCGUCGGGUUAGGCACGUUAGUCGGCACCUUGACCGGAGCUCUGGUUGGAGGUGUGGGGACUCUUGUUGUCGGAGGAUUGGGAAGCGGUAUAGGCUCGGCUGUUGGCGCACUCCAUGGACCAUGGCUCAAGUCUGAAGAGGCGCUUCAAGAUGGUCUUGGCAAGAUUACGGGAGCAUUGCCGAACUGGACAGCGACGAGCGAGCAGAAAGAGCAACUGGAGAAGAUCAUGGGGCAGAUUGAGAAGCAAGAUACACCGACUGACGAAGAACUGAAGGCGAUGACGGGUGGCGAUACCUAGGAAGCGGUGUUGAGAUGUGUCCGCGUGCAAUCAGGCAAUGAAGUUAAGCGGGUCGCGUGGACGACUUCGCUGUCUCGAGACGAUAUUAACUCAUGCGGUCUCGUAGCUUCCUGGGUCUGAGUCACCACACUCAAAGAAAAGCGAUAGAAAAUCCGUAGAUUCUGUGGUCGCACCGUCGCAGCGAUUUUGCAACUUUGCUACCCGCAUCACCGAUCGUCCUUUGCAACCUUCCCCACCGACCCACUCUCACAUACUCGGACGAACAGGCCCGCCCGUCGACAUUUGCCA
Molecule: messenger RNA, 1440 nt
Organism: Aureobasidium pullulans EXF-150
Lineage: Eukaryota; Fungi; Ascomycota; Dothideomycetes; Dothideales; Saccotheciaceae
Exons: 1
Coding region: 493-1152 (219 amino acids)
Source: RefSeq, a predicted model, not a curated record